Messenger RNA from Aureobasidium melanogenum CBS 110374, 627 nucleotides. RefSeq lists its product as uncharacterized. The record is from RefSeq and is a predicted model, not a curated record. Lineage: Eukaryota; Fungi; Ascomycota; Dothideomycetes; Dothideales; Saccotheciaceae. Bases 1 to 627 code for a protein of 208 amino acids. The transcript has 4 exons.
AUGGAUGCUGCCUCAGAAGUCUUCCAAUCCGACAUGACAGUAGAAAACCUGGACCAAACGACAGCAGAGCAAAUGGGCGAUCCUUCCAACGGUCUUGGUCAAGAUAUCAGCGGGUCAAGUGUUCAAAGCUCGAGAAGCCGUGCUAAAAGUCCGAGUCGUCCCGGGGUUGACGAAGGAGGUCGUCGAUCAAAUGGGAGUAGAGAAGCCUCGUUUUCGAGUAGUCACAUAGCACAUUCCUCGCCUGGAAAACCUCACACAAACAUGUUCGAAAAAGCAAAAGCCUGCCUCAGAUCUAUCGAGAACAACGGCAGUAAGGUUCAACGAAAGGCGGAAGUACAAGUAGAAGCUCGACAACCUAUCGUCAACAAUACUCAGAAUCAGUCUGUAGAGAGAUGUAGCAUCGAUGACGACCAAGUCAGACAACUGAAUACCAAAUUAGACAAGAUUUCGACAUCGGCCAUCACAUCCAAAGACAUAGAGAAUUCGGAAGACGAAAUCUACGACAGCACGGAAGACUGGAGAGAGGGCAUGUCUGAAAAAUUACACAACAUGGACUACACGAUAUACGGCAUUAAAGAGAAGACAGACAUGACGCUCCACACGAUGGAGCGCAGCAGAGUGCCCUGA